Suillus clintonianus is the source of this 3739-nucleotide messenger RNA. RefSeq lists its product as uncharacterized. The transcript has 4 exons. The record is from RefSeq and is a predicted model, not a curated record. NCBI's taxonomy places the organism in Eukaryota, Fungi, Basidiomycota, Agaricomycetes, Boletales, Suillaceae. The coding region runs from base 1 to 3432 and encodes 1143 amino acids.
AUGAUUCCUUUCAUCCCGACACUUAUCCUCGCUUUCGUCUCGUUCAUAUCAUCAGCUUUCGUUAUUCUUCGUAUUGUAAUUCCAAUUCUUCCACCUCAUCCUUUAAGCAGACGAGUCUCUCCCUCCGAAUUUGGACUGCCUAAUUUUAAUUUUUGUUCCCUUUCUUCAGCCGACAAAAGUCACCUGUGGUUGGCUUCCCUCGACAUCCUGGCUCUGUGCGCCUUCAUUUGGCAGGCAUUUAGCGAAUACUAUGGUGGACCUGCAGCAUAUGGCGAGGCCCGUGAUGCUGCAUCCUCGGCAAGAUUGUGGUUUGCCUUGACAAUCAGGCAGACUUGUCUCCUUGUCGUGUCCGCACUCACGUUGGUCCAUAUUCGUAUGGGGCGAUCGGUGUCCUUCGGAUCCAGACACUGGAUGCUGUGGGCACCCACCUUACUCCUGGUGCUCACAUCUACUGCACUCUGUGGCAUUAUCGCUGGUGCGGGUGUCCCAAGCUUUUUCGUUGGACUCCUGGCAUAUUGCACUAGCGUUGCCGCAUUAAGCAGCGCAGCGUUUGGCAGUCUCGUGUACACUCUCGUGGUGAUCCGGCGCAAUCUCGCUGCACUCAAUGAUCCCGCAGACAGCUGGCCACCUGCCAAAGAAGCCGAGGACAAACCCCGCCCCUCGUUCGCGACUGAAGACGUUGACGCCCUCAGGGAGGGUAGCUCCUGGCUUACUUCUGAUUCUGGCAGUACGCAUCGCGACUCGGCGUCUAACUGGUCUUUUUCGACCCAUCAAACGCAUCCCCAUUCUAGUUCCUUGCGCGUCAACUCUGCCGCGGCAUCCAAAGCCUCCCUUGCGCCUAAAUCGUCCUACUGGUUUGAUCCGCCCACGCCUAUGACUGGCGAUGUAUUGAUUCCGCCAGUCCCACCCUUGCCUUCAUCUUACCGUGAAUCAUCAUCACCCGCUGACGCCCUAAGCUCUGAUCCUGACCCUUUCCGUCGUGAUGCUCCCAGUCGGCCACGUCUCGGCUCGCAGAGCUCAUGGCUGACUUCACCGUCUGGGUCCCAAGUUUCACACACUGCAUGGUCCUAUCCCACCAGCCAUCAAGGUGGCGUCAGCGCCGUUGAUCUUAAUGCUGAGCUUCUUCCCCACGCUACUCGUCCCCUGACUCCUGCUUUGUCGAGUGCUCGAGUUCUUGGAGGAUACGGGUAUCAGAGUGAUUCAGAAAGGGGUAUUGCUUCUCUGGCGUAUGACGGCAAUGACAUAGACAUCUCAUUUUAUCGAUACGCCUGCUGGAUGUUGACAAUUUGGGUGUUCUCCCUGCCUUAUAUCCUGUCUUUCAUUGGAAAUGGCUUCGUAUCUUCCGCCACACCACUUCUUCUUGCCCUCUCUGUCACGCUGUCUUCGCCUCUCCUUGCCAUGAACAUCAUUAUGCGCUCACCGAUCCCCAUCCCGACUGGUCUCUUCGAGGUUCAUGGGGACCCUCCCUCGGUCUGCAUGCGCGCACCCUCUCCGGUUGUCACUCUCGCCGACUUCAACCGCGAGUACAAGCGGUCUGGGUCAGUCACUGUUGUUGAAGGGAGACGCUCUGGAGAUGUCUGGAUCUCACAAGGGGACGCCGUAGAAGGGAAAAGCAAGAUUAGCCGGGCACUUGGUCUCAUGACCCCCGUCCCGCGCCUAGCUGUACUUCCUCCUGACGAGGAGAAGGAAGAUGGAGAGAUGACGCCCCCUCUACCCAUGCAGACUGAGCCCGACUCAUUCAAUAGUUCUGUCUUCCCCAACACCCCCCAGUCUGCGGAAUUCGGGAGAAUGAGGAAGAUGUCGGUUCAGUCGAGGAUUUCAGGCGAUGAAUUCGCCUCGAGAAUCAUGAUUGCUCAGAGGCAUUAUUCUGCUCUAGCAACUACUGUGGUUGUCCCUGCUUCACCGGAGAAGCAAGAGGGUGAUUUGCUCACUGUAACCACUGGCGUUGUUGAGAAGAGGAAUUCGGUCCUUGGUAGUUCUUCGCACCUCCGCUCCCGCUCCGUUUCCUCGAUCAUCGGUCAGGCGAUCAGCACAGACUCCAGUCCCAGCCCACCUCCGUCUCAACCACUUCCUCCCACGCCUCCUAAUGUUCGUCUUGCUAAGCAACAAUCGACGCGUACUCUCAUCCACAGGAAGUCGUAUUCAUCUGGUUUUAGUUUCGGCGCCCUCGUCAAUGACGAUAUUAACGAGAUCGAUGUGCUCACGGCUGGUGUUCUGCCGCUUCUUGUACCCGGUUUGAAGGUUGGAAAUGAUAUGAAGAUCAAGGAUUUCGAGUUUGAAUUCGACCCCCAAAUCAGCAGCACUGUGACGAAGAAGAAGCGCCUGCCAACCUCUCGAAUCCAGAAGGAUAAUGGCGACUUCGGUGUGCUUGCCAGAGGAGAGUGGGAAAGGACUGCGCAGGAUUCGACAUCCACCAAUUGCAAGGUCAGGCCUGAGAAGGCGUCUACGCACAAGAGACAUCACUUGAGUCUUCCAAGUCUCGGUCUUGGCAAGGAUACAACCAACUCUUUGAAAUCCGAGAUAGGUCGUGCGCUUGCCACGAGUACUGGUGGGUAUGCCUCCGUAAAUGAUGGAAGGCGCAACACGGUCUGGGGGGACGAAUUAGUUCCCAACCUUCUUGCGCAUCCCCCUGUGAAUGAUGACAAAGAGCCUGCUCAGAAUGGCGUCUCCCUCGGCCGCUCGAUAUCCACUCGCAAUCUUGGUCUUCGUGUCGAUAUUCCUCACGGCAUGGACAGUGCACGUACUUCCGUCGCUACCCUUGUACUUCCUCCGCCAUCCGCUGCGUCCACAGUCACCCUCUUUGACCCUAUGGCCGAAUUUGAUCCUACUUGCCAAAGUACGCCGAACGAAAAAGAAUAUCAAUUCACACGAAAAUAUCAAGCCACUGUUAUGCCUCGCUCUCGACCGACUCUGAAACGUUCAAGCAUUGUCUAUAUCAGAUCAUCCGAAGAACAUGCACAAGCACCGACAGAACCAGAAGCUCGACCGCCCACCGAACAAGCUAGCGCUGAUGACAUCUCACGACGCACGCUCACGCAGUGGUCCUCCCGGGUGGUGAAACCACUUAUUCCCAAGUCUAGCAAGCAGCGCAAGGACGCCACUGAGCCCGCAAUGAAGUCGAGCUCGAAUUCCCUUCGCACUCUUUCCCUCCUUAAAGAUCGUAAUUCGAAUAGUGCUGGUGAUGUCGCCGGUAACGGGUUCGCAGGUACACGACCGCUUGUUCUUGGAAAGAAGAAGUCAAGGACAGUGAAAGAGCACGACGAGAAUGUUGCUCCCCGUGCUGGUUCUGUGAACAAGCACCUGAAGCCACUGAAACUUAGCCGGACGGAGUCGAGCAAGGUCCGCGGAAUGCUUCGCAAGGAGGAAGUGCUCCCUAGCGUGUUGGUUCGUCCCCCAUCUGACCAGAUGGAGUCCAUCUAUGAGGUUCGGUGAACACUGACAUGGCUGUUUACGCUUUCCCCUUGAUUGAUUUGUGUUCUGUUCGCUUUGAGUUUUGCUUUUUUUUUUUGCUUUCAUGACCGUCUCCUUUUAGUUUUCUAUCGUAUAAUCUUCGCUAUCGUGCUUUUCGAUAAUGUUCAUGACAUUUCAUGUUGCUUUCACGUUUCCCGCAGUGCGUUUGGUCUUACUAUCACGUUUUUACAUAAAAGUUCAUUAUUCAAUUGUCAUAAAGUUAAUGCUCAAAAUAUUCCCUACGUAUCGUCGAUGCUGUUUGUACAGCUACUAUGCUUUUACCUCAAUC